GAGUAAUCUUUCAUGUGAUAUGUCCCGCUUUAUCAUACAUCGCACUGACACACUUUAAUGAGAUUUGAUUGCUUCCGCCCAGGAGUAGGUUUCUCGAUGCAUAUAUACACACGCUCUUUAAACGUUUACUGUUACAAGACACAUUGUAUGUACAUAAAUUGCUCUGGAUGUACAUAAACAUCCUGCAAUAACUGAAGUGGAAUUUGAAGUGGGUUUGAAAUAGUUAUAUUUCAUAUAUGCUUAAAUAUCUGACAUGGAAAAAAUAACACAUUUAUGGAAUGUGAAUCAAUUAAUUACAAAAUUAAAUUGUCCUCAACGUAUGAAUUUACAGACAUUUUACAUAGAAAAAUGUAGAAGACUAAGCCAAGGAGUACAACUACCUUCUAGAAAUUUUGGACCCUCUGUGAUGUGUCAAUAUUGUGGAUCACUUUGGAGUACAGUGGAUUAUAACAUUCGAAUAUCUCAUGCUAAACCACUUUCCAGAUCUGUUAAAAGGGUUGUACAGUCUAUGAAGGACAAUGACAAAAGAAUACCCAAAGUUCGUAAAAAUUUAGCACAGAAAUGUUUAAAAAAUAAAAUGAAUAAAUUAGUACUUAAAUGUUCGGUUUGUUCGAAAAGUACAAAGAUACCUUUUAAUAAACCACAAAGGCUAAAAGUACAGAAAGAAGAUAGCGUCCAAACACCAAAAAGACGUAAAAAGAGAAAGACCAAAGAUAAAACUGCUGGUUUAAAUAUUUCUGGAAUUUUGAAUUUAAGUGCAGAAAAUAUUGUGGAAGGACAGAAAGAAACAGAAGCGAAGAAAGCAAAAAUCACUAGAAACUAUGUUACACCGCCUCAGAAAGUAAAAAAAUUAAAUAUAAAUCGAUUAAAAGACAUUGUGAAUCGCGGUGCAACGCCGCAGAAAAGGGGAAGUCUACAUAGUUUUUUAACAGAACUCUGCUGAAAAU
This is a messenger RNA of Colletes gigas, 947 nucleotides long. RefSeq lists its product as uncharacterized. The coding region runs from base 254 to 943 and encodes 229 amino acids. Lineage: Eukaryota; Metazoa; Arthropoda; Insecta; Hymenoptera; Colletidae. The transcript is spliced from 3 exons. The record is from RefSeq and is a predicted model, not a curated record.